Messenger RNA from Phoenix dactylifera (date palm), 1160 nucleotides. RefSeq names its product proteasome subunit alpha type-5. Gene Ontology annotation, biological process: proteasome-mediated ubiquitin-dependent protein catabolic process. NCBI's taxonomy places the organism in Eukaryota, Viridiplantae, Streptophyta, Magnoliopsida, Arecales, Arecaceae. Gene Ontology annotation, cellular component: proteasome core complex, alpha-subunit complex; proteasome core complex. The record is from RefSeq and is a predicted model, not a curated record.
CCAAUCCAAUCGGACUCCUCGCUUGCUUUGCCUCUCCAAGUAGCAGCCCAGCUUUUUAUCGCGCGGCGGAUCGAAGAAAACCCUUCCGCCGCCCCUCUUUCUCUCUCUGCCUCCCUCGCCCGAUCUCUAGGAUUCGCGCUUCUAAUCCUUUCUUCCGAAAUGUUCCUCACCAGGACUGAGUACGACCGAGGGGUCAACACUUUCUCCCCGGAGGGAAGGUUAUUCCAGGUCGAGUACGCCAUCGAGGCUAUCAAGUUGGGCUCGACGGCGAUUGGGUUGAAGACGAAGGAGGGCGUGGUGCUCGCGGUCGAGAAGCGGGUGACUUCCCCCCUGCUGGAGCCAAGUAGUGUGGAGAAAAUUAUGGAGAUUGAUGAACACAUCGGUUGUGCAAUGAGUGGGUUGAUUGCUGAUGCACGGACUCUUGUUGAGCAUGCACGUGUUGAAAGUCAGAAUCACAGGUUUUCUUAUGGUGAACCAAUGUCUGUUGAGUCAACUACACAAGCUCUCUGUGAUCUUGCUCUUCGAUUUGGUGAAGGAGAUGAAGAAUCCAUGUCACGACCUUUUGGGGUGUCUCUUCUGAUUGCAGGCCAUGAUGAAAAUGGGCCCAGCCUCUACCACACAGACCCAUCUGGCACGUUUUGGCAAUGCAAUGCAAAAGCAAUAGGUUCAGGUUCAGAAGGAGCUGACAGCUCUCUUCAGGAGCAAUACAACAAGGACUUGACCCUUCAAGAGGCUGAAACAAUAGCUCUUUCUAUUUUGAAGCAAGUGAUGGAGGAGAAGGUGACUCCAAACAAUGUUGACAUUGCCAAGGUUGCUCCAACUUAUCAUCUGUACUCCCCUUCUGAGGUCGAGGCUGUCAUUGCUCGCCUAUAAAUUAUCCAUAUAUCUUCUUGUUAUUUGUUUGCCUUCCACCAUAAUCAUGCCCUUGUUACCAACAUUUUUAUCUGGAGAACGUUUCUAAUGGUGAUGGUGGUGGUGGUAGACUGGGAAGAGGAACUAGUCUCGUUCAACAGAAGGAUUUUCUUUUGUUGUACAUUAGCAUGUAGUGUUUGACAUGGUAAAGAUUUAUACUGCCAAUGUCUGGUUCUCUUUUGUUAGUCAUGUGUCAGUAGCAUUGACUAUUCUGUUACAAAUAAAUCCCUUCAUUGAUACUUUGGUUA